AAGAUCCCUAAGCAGAAUCGCAUCCGCGAAAAAGUAGACACGCGAUGGAAAGCGUAAAUAUUUACAUCUUUUGAGUGUUCGUUGGCGCAUUUUUUUUUAUUUGUAAUCAUGAUAGACGGGAACAUCUCGAUGGAGGAGGACACGGAAUUACGGGACCUGGUGGUCCAGACCCUGGAGAACAACGGCGUCCUUGCCAAGAUACGGGCGGAACUCAGGGCGAGCGUGUUCCUGGCACUCGAAGAACAGGAUUCGGUUAUGAAUCCUGAGCCGCUUCUCAACAAAACUGUAAAGCAGUACCUGUCUAAUUCAGAAGGAAAAUUAUUGUUUUCCUUGGUUAGGGAGUUCCUAGAAUACUUCGGUCUUGAUUAUACAAUAUCUGUAUAUGAUCCGGAGACAUACUUAGGGAAGGAAUAUAACUAUGUAGGGAGAAAUAAAUUGUGCGAAGAAUUAGGUAUUGACUCAACCGAGCCAUUGCUGGGGGAAAUUCUGAAAAAUAGCAUCAAUGGUGCCUUCAAUAGUUCACAGAAGAAUAAGAGUAGCAAGAAACACAAUGAGACAGAUGAAACGUCAAUGCAUUUUGCAAAUGCGACGUUUGAAGUGUCUGUGCCCAAAAUAAUACACAAUGAAUCCAUGUCGUCAUCAAACGACAAUGAUUUCUCCGAAAAGUUGGAAAGUAUUUCCGAUCAAAGUCCGAAAGUUCCAAUAAACGUGACAAUAACGGACAAGCAAUGCAAAGAUUCGCCGAUCGCCGCCGACGUUGUAACAGAUACGUCGGAUUGUGAUAAGCAUCAAUCUUCUCUCAGGGAGAACACAAUGGACAUUGAUGGAAUUGAAGGUAACAGGAAUAAUAAUGUAAGUUUUGAUAAAAGCACGGCAAGUCUACACGGCGCAUGCACGACUACAAACGACAUGGUACAGGAGACUGAUAUUGUUACAUCAAAUCGAAUAAAUCCAUUCAACAAAUCCGAAUCCUUAAUUAAGUUUGAUGACUCUAUAGUGAUCGACACACAAGCAAAUCAAAAGGAUAUAACUAAGCAAAACAGUAUAAAUAGUUUGGAGUUAAGCAUAGAGAAUAAUGUACAAAGUAAGAGACCGAUUAACGCGAGAAAUAACUUCGGCAAAACUAUAUAUUUUGACGAGAUUAUCGUCGGUGGUGAGCACAAGAUUGUUAGUACAAUGAAUGAAGCCAAGCCUUUUCUAGAAAGCUUGCCAACUAUAAAUCAAAAAUCUAAUUCUAUAUUCAGCGAUUUGCCUCCUUUGAAUGGUAAAAAGGCCAAUAUUAAUGAUCUGAAGGAAUUAAUGAAUAUUGGUCUUGCUGCAGAUGUUAUAGAUAACUAUGAAGAGGAUUUUGUGUCAUCUGCAUCAGGUAGCGCAAACGAACAAAGUCCCUGUAAGGAGCCAGACAAGUCAGAUAACCCAGUCAAGUUACGAAUGAAGAAAGAGGAAAAAACUCAAAGUGCCCGUAGUGAAGAUUUAAGUGAGGAAAUUGAAGAAAUGGACGAAAUCUUAAGUAGUACUUCCUGUCUUGAAGAUACAAAUACGGAUAAGAAUAUAUCAAACUUUACGACUGGUAUUACCGCGGAAUAUACAUAGAAGAAAUGUAAUUUUCAAUCAUCGCUACACAGAUCCUUUGUAAGAACAGUAAAAAGAUGUUACUCUUGUAUGUAACAUCGAUGAGAUCGAUACUCCAUUGUUCGGGAUAUCCACGCCGUCUACUGUAAAAAUUUGUAGAAUUGAAUUCAUAGUUUCUGACAAAGGCACUGCCAAGCUGUGGCUCAAUACUUAUAAGUUGCGCUGCAAAAAAGAACGUAGAAGGAAAAUGUCUGAAUGCAUAUUUCAACAGACGAUAUGAUAUUUUUGUACAGUUUGUAAAAAUAAGCAAUGUUCCGGACUGUCAUAAUUCACAAUAUAUAUAUAUAUAUUCAAACAAGUAUCAUCAAUCUUUUUCAUAGGUAGUUCAAAUAUUACAUAAUUAAAAAGGAAUAAUAUGAUCAAUUCUGUUGUUAUUAAACACUUAUAUAUAAAAUGUAUUUUUUUAUUAUUUAUUAUGUUGAGAAUCUUUUGCAGUAUUUAUUAUAAUACUAACAA
Molecule: messenger RNA, 2088 nt
Organism: Formica exsecta
Lineage: Eukaryota; Metazoa; Arthropoda; Insecta; Hymenoptera; Formicidae
Exons: 6
Coding region: 109-1593 (494 amino acids)
Biological process (GO): microtubule anchoring
Cellular component (GO): centrosome
Source: RefSeq, a predicted model, not a curated record